This is a messenger RNA of Aspergillus ochraceoroseus IBT 24754, 1991 nucleotides long. Its product is annotated as phosphoribosylaminoimidazolecarboxamide formyltransferase/IMP cyclohydrolase. The record is from RefSeq and is a predicted model, not a curated record. NCBI's taxonomy places the organism in Eukaryota, Fungi, Ascomycota, Eurotiomycetes, Eurotiales, Aspergillaceae. The transcript has 4 exons. Bases 74 to 1861 code for a protein of 595 amino acids. Gene Ontology annotation, biological process: 'de novo' IMP biosynthetic process. Gene Ontology annotation, cellular component: cytosol. Gene Ontology annotation, molecular function: IMP cyclohydrolase activity; phosphoribosylaminoimidazolecarboxamide formyltransferase activity.
CGCUGGUCCUGACCUCUCUCUCUCUUUCUCUUCUUUUCCUCCUCGGAUUUAGAACAACCAUCAGUGUCUCAGGAUGUCCCAACAAAAAUCAGCAAUCCUCUCCGUCUACGAUAAGACUGGACUGCUUGACUUGGCCAAGGGCCUUGUCAAGCAGAAUGUCCGUCUGCUUGCGUCUGGUGGUACCGCCAGGAUGAUCCGGGAGGCGGGGUUCCCAGUUGAAGAUGUUUCAGCCAUUACUCACGCUCCCGAGAUGCUUGGUGGUCGCGUCAAGACACUCCACCCCGCUGUCCACGGUGGUAUUCUCGCCCGUGAUAUCGAGUCCGACGAGAAGGAUCUGGCCGAUCAGAACAUCGCCAAGGUCGACUACGUCGUCUGUAACCUGUACCCCUUCAAGGAGACCGUCAACAAAGUCAACGUCACUAUCGAAGAGGCUGUCGAGGAGAUCGAUAUCGGUGGUGUGACUCUGCUCCGUGCCGCUGCGAAGAACCACUCCCGUGUUACCAUCCUGUCCGACCCCCGGGAUUACCCAGAGUUCUUGAAGGAGCUUGAGGCCGGUGAGAUUACCGAUGCCAGCCGGAAAUCCUAUGCUCUGAAGGCCUUUGAACACACUGCAGACUAUGACACUGCCAUCUCUGGUUUCUUCCGCAAGCAGUAUGCUGGUAACGGAGAUCAAUACCUGUCUCUGCGCUACGGUACCAACCCUCACCAGAAGCCCGCUUCCGCCUACAUGCUCCAAGGCAAGCUUCCAUUCAAGGCCCUGAAUGGAGCUCCUGGCUAUGUUAACCUUCUCGAUGCCCUCAACUCUUGGGCUCUGGUUAAGGAACUCAAGCAAGCUCUUGGAUACCCUGCCGCUGCCAGUUUCAAGCACGUCUCUCCCGCCGGUGCUGCCGUCGGUGUCCCUCUGAACGACAAGGAGCGCAAGGUAUACAUGGUCGAUGACAUUGCUGACAUCGAAUCCUCUGCCCUGGCCCAGGCUUACGCUCGUGCCCGUGGUGCCGACCGCAUGUCUAGCUUUGGCGAUAUCCUCGCUCUUAGCGACAUUGUUGACGUCCCCACCGCCAAGAUUAUUUCUCGCGAGGUGUCCGAUGGUGUCAUCGCCCCCGGAUAUUCUCCCGAGGCUCUGGAGAUCCUGUCCAAGAAGAAGGGUGGCAAAUACCUUGUUCUUCAGAUGGACGAGUCCUACGUCCCCCCGGCCGAAGAGACCCGCACCCUCUACGGUGUUCAGCUUAGCCAGCACCGCAACGAUGUUGUCAUUUCCCCUCAAAAGACCUUCAGCACUAUUGUCACCCCUAAGGACCUGAAGACACUCCCCGACUCCGCUCUCAGGGAUCUCACUGUGGCUACCAUUGCUCUGAAGUACACCCAGUCGAACUCCGUCUGCUAUGCCCUUAACGGCCAGGUUGUUGGCCUUGGUGCCGGACAGCAGAGCCGUAUCCACUGUACCCGUCUGGCCGGUGACAAGACCGACAACUGGUGGAUGCGCUUCCACGACCGUGUGCUGAGCAUCAAGUGGAAGGCUGGAACCAAGCGUGCUGAUAAGAGCAACGCUAUUGACCUCCUGUGCUCUGGUCAGACCCCUCGUAACGAUAUUGAGAAGGCCGAAUACGAGCGUGUCUUUGAGGAAGUUCCCGCUCCUUUCACCCAGGAAGAACGCGAAUCCUGGCUCCAGAAGCUGAGCGAGGUUGCCGUCUCUUCUGAUGCUUUCUUCCCCUUCAUCGACAACGUGUUCCGCGCAGCCCGUUCCGGUGUCAAGUACAUUGCUGCUCCCAGUGGCAGCCAGAACGACGGUCCUGUCUUUGAGACUGCAGAGAAGCUCGGCAUGGUGUUUGUCGAACAAGGCACCCGCCUCUUCCACCACUAAGCAUGUCUGUUUUAGAAUGACGGAGUUGAUUAAAAAGAGAGAAAAAAAGGUACUAGUAAGCUUUCCAGUAGCUUUGAUGACACUGGUAGUGUGUUUGUGACGACUUUUUAUUUAUACUCAAGACCUUGAU